Messenger RNA from Priapulus caudatus, 1524 nucleotides. RefSeq names its product beta-1,3-galactosyltransferase brn-like. Gene Ontology annotation, molecular function: UDP-glycosyltransferase activity; hexosyltransferase activity. Gene Ontology annotation, cellular component: membrane. The record is from RefSeq and is a predicted model, not a curated record. The transcript is spliced from 2 exons. NCBI's taxonomy places the organism in Eukaryota, Metazoa, Priapulida, Priapulimorpha, Priapulimorphida, Priapulidae. The coding region runs from base 224 to 1291 and encodes 355 amino acids.
UCACCGCAAAUAGAAGCGUUCAUCGCCAAAAAAUCGUUCGUUUAGGUCCGUCCCGGCUGGUUGGCGACGAUGGCGCAGACGUAUCAGUCGACGAUGGCGACGCUUCUAGCGAAGAAAGACGCUCAGGCGCUACUAGAGCAGGUGUGCACGCGGCACGGACGCUGCGGUGACCGCUUCUCUAGGUCACUAUGCUGACCAUGUGCUGACCACCUUCCCGUGUCUCAUGCCGAGUCCGAAGUCCCGUCGGCUGAACCAGAGAACUGAUCAGCUGCCGAUGCUGCCGAGACAAGCCAUGUCAAACGCGGCCCGUCGUAGAAUUCUCUUCAUUCUGUUAGCCGGUGCUCUCUGUCUGCUCAUGCUCUAUUUCGGCGUGUUCACUCACCUGUACGAAGUGGACUACGCACAGUUCCACUACCCGCUGGACGUAGACCUGCGCAGCGUCGUCGCCGAGAUGCGAGAGCAUCACCGAUGGAAGCAGCGGCCGCCGAUCAACCCGCACGACUACCGCGUGCGAAUAUCGAACAGCGACGCGUGCCGCAACAACUCCCUCCGCCUGCUCAUCCUCGUCAAGUCGGCGCUCGACAACGCCGAGCGGCGCGCGGCAAUCCGGCGAACGUGGGGUGCGCCGCGAGAGGGCGCCGCCGGCGCGACGCGCGCCGUCUUCCUGCUCGGCGAGCGGCCGGGCGACGACGCGCUGCAGCGACGCAUCGCGGCCGAGAGCGCCGCGCACGGCGACGUCGUGCAGGAGGAGUUCGUCGACGCCUACUACAACAACACGCUGAAGACGGUCGCCGGGCUGCGCUGGGUCGCCGAGCACUGCGCCCGCACGCGCUACAUCAUGUUCGCAGACGACGACAUGUACGUGUCGCCGCGCAACGCGCUGCGUCGGCUCGCGGCGCACGACGACGGCGACGGCGGCACCCUCUUCGUCGGCUACCGCUUCUUCUCGGCGCCGAUGCGGCACCACAGCAGCCGGUGGUACGUGUCCCUCGACGAGUAUGCGUUCUCAAUGUACCCGCCGUACCUGACAGCUGGUGCGUUCCUGCUGUCGCGCGCCACCGCCGUCGACAUGUACCACGGCGCCCUCUACACGAAGCACUUCCGCUUCGACGACAUCUUCCUCGGCAUCGUCGCGAAGAAGCUGGGCGUCGAGCCGACGCACGACGCGAACAUCUACUUCUACAAGAAGCGGUACUCGCGCGACGGCUACCGCGACGUUAUCGCGUCGCACGGCUAUGACGAUCCCGACGAGCUGCUUGCCGUAUGGCGCGAUCAGAACGCCGCCGCGUGACGCAUGACAAACAAGCGACCAUUCGUGGUCGCCAGCAUCUGCGCGGUCGAAUGUUUGUGGACGGAACGGCCUGGAGGGAACGUCCACCCAUCUAUUAAGAACACUGCUCAAGUUUUCCUUGAGUGAAAGUUCUUGAACUCGUUAAAGACAUUGUAAAGUGAAGAGUACAGGGAUGAGAUUGGAAAAUUUAAUUUUCAGCUGAAAUUUUAAUUAGCAAACAGAGGAGCGAGCAA